AUGUACCAGAUAAUCAUCUUCUUGCUUGCUUUGGUCUCGUUCGUUCCCCACUCUUUGGCACAAAAUUGCGAUCCCGCAGUGUUCACACCAGGAACUAGUCAGUUAACAACUCAAACCUCGUCGUUUAGCGGUAUACCCAUCACAUUAACUGGAACUUUGUCGAUAGUCGAUGGUUGUCAUUUCCAAGUUAGUGGUUUUAGUUAUUCCACUGCCCUCCCACUGACAUUUUGGUUUGGAGCCAAUGGUACUAAUUCUGCAGCAAUACAAAUAGUUAAAGACCAGGUGCCUCAAAUUGUCAAUCCUGCCACCAUACAGUACCAACUAUUGAAUAACACGAGAUUCAAUUUUGAUACCAUCUUGCUGGCCUCUAAGCAAAAUACCGAUCAAGUAAUCAUAGGGUACGCACAGAUUCGUAAGCCUAAUAAUAAUACAACCGCUAGCAGUAAUGGUACAACGCCCAGUGGUGGAUCAAGUAGAAGCAUGAACGAAGGUAUUAAUGGCUUCGUCAUCGGUGCUGGAAUGCUGUUGGUUGCUACGUUCUUUGCUUUUCAAUGA
Molecule: messenger RNA, 555 nt
Organism: Paraglomus brasilianum
Lineage: Eukaryota; Fungi; Glomeromycota; Glomeromycetes; Paraglomerales; Paraglomeraceae
Source: the annotation of a GenBank genome assembly